This is a messenger RNA of Thlaspi arvense, 2266 nucleotides long. NCBI's taxonomy places the organism in Eukaryota, Viridiplantae, Streptophyta, Magnoliopsida, Brassicales, Brassicaceae. The record is from the annotation of a GenBank genome assembly.
AAAAAAAAAAAAACCACUGUUUACAUUUUUUUAUAUUAAGUGUUGAGAGAGAGAAAGAGAAAGGACUGUGUUUGUGAUUUCAUUUGUUUGUCGAAAUCUGGGAAUCAUCUGAUUCUCUCCAUUGAUCGAUUUGCUGCAUCCGUGAAGAAACCAAUCGGCGAGCUCACUCAGUUUCACUCGAAAUCGGAAAACCUCUGAUUUCGCGCGGUCCUGAUCCGGCUGUUUCCUGAUCGUCGGAUCACCCAUUAGUUUCUAUACCCGACGGAGACUGUGCGUGCGUGUGUGUGUGAAUUGGAGAGAGACAGAGAGGGAAUGAACGGUGAUGAUGAUGUCGUCGCAGCUCCGGCAGACCCUUCUCUGCCUCUAGAAUGGAGAUUCUCUCAGGUCUUUGGUGAACGAAGCGCCGGUGAAGAAGUUCACGAAGUUGGAAUUUCUCAAAACCGUGUAGCUGGUGUUUCCUCUGCAGUUGAUGUAAUUUCAGCUAUCGAAUUUGAUCAUUCCGGCGAUCACCUUGCCACCGGAGACCGCGGUGGACGGGUUGUUCUGUUCGAGAGAACCGACGCCAAAAAUGGCAGUGGAGCGAGAAGGGAUCUUGAGGAGACAGAUUAUCCACUGAGUCACCCGGAAUUUCGUUAUAAAACAGAGUUUCAGAGUCAUGACCCUGAGUUUGAUUAUCUCAAGAGCUUGGAGAUAGAGGAGAAGAUAAACAAAAUUAGGUGGUCUCAAAGAGCUAACGGCGCUCUCUUUCUCCUAUCGACGAAUGAUAAAACCAUCAAGUAUUGGAAGAUUCAAGACAGGAAGAUCAAGAAAAUCUGUGAUAUAAAUCCAGAUCCUUCAAGAACUAGAGAAAAUGGAACCAUUGCAAGCCCAUGCCUUUUGAACGGAGGAGCACCUCCACCAGGAGGCAUCUCAUCGCUGCGGUUACCUGUGGUGACUAGCCAUGAGUUGAGCCCUGUUGCUAAAUGUCGAAGAGUGUAUUCUCAUGCUCAUGAUUAUCAUAUCAAUUCAAUCUCAACUAAUAGUGAUGGCGAAACGUUUAUCUCUGCUGAUGAUUUGCGAAUAAAUCUUUGGAAUCUGGAGGUUAGCGAUCAAAGUUUCAACAUUGUUGAUGUCAAGCCUUCGAAAAUGGAAGAUCUGUCUGAGGUUAUCACAGCAGCGGAAUUUCAUCCUACCUAUUGCAAUAUGUUAGCUUAUAGCAGUUCGAAAGGCUCAAUUCGCCUGAUUGAUCUGCGCCAAUCAGCUUUGUGUGAUUCACAUUCCAAAUUGUUUGAGGAACCAGAGACAGCAGGUCCUAAAUCGUUCUUCACAGAGAUAAUCGCUUCAGUCUCAGACAUCAAAUUUGCAAGAGAAGGAAGAUAUCUACUAAGCCGUGAUUACAUGUCGCUUAAGUUAUGGGACAUCAACAUGGACUCAGGUCCAGUAGCAACUUUCCAGGUUCAUGAACAUUUGAAACCAAAGCUCUGUGAUUUGUAUGAAAACGAUUCCAUCUUCGACAAGUUUGAGUGUUGUAUAAGUGGCAAUGCAACGCGAGCAGCUACAGGUUCUUACAGCAAUCUGUUCCGUGUGUUUGGCGUUACCCCGGGAAGUACUGAGAGUGCAACCUUAGAAGCAAGCAGAACCCCAACGAGGAGACAUGUCCCAAUUCCUUCGAGGCCAUCCAGAGUUCUAAGCAGUGUAACGCGUGCUGUAAGUAGAGGAUCAGAGAGUACCGGAGUCGAUGGAUAUAGCAAUUCUCUUGAUUACUCGACAAAGCUGCUGCAUCUUGCUUGGCAUCCAAGCGAGAACGCAAUUGCUUGCGCCGCUGCAAAUAGCUUGUACAUGUACUAUGCUUAACCUUGCUGGAGAGACUGUUUUUUUCUCAGUCAUCAUCAUCAUCAUCAUCAUCGGUCAUCGUCAUCAUCAUCAUCGAUCACAUAAGCUCUGUAAUCAUCAUGUUGGACUUGGAGAAGGCAAGCAGUGAGAAACCAACCAUUUUCUAUUUUGAAGUGUAGAAUUUUACUUUGUGCAUCUGGAAACUAUUUUACAGGCCAAGAAAGAGAGAAAAGAAGAAAAUCCGAUUGGAAGAAAUCGUGAUUUUAGUAAAGCUAAUCUUAUAAGACUUUUGGAUUGGAUGUUAGAUUAGAUUUUUACAAUCUUUUCUAGUCUUCUGUAAUCAUUGUUUUAUUGAUUCUUUUUGUUAAAACUUGUUUCUUCUUUCUUGACUUGUUAAAAUAAUACCAUUCUGUUUACCAAUAUUCUUUUCUUCUUUUAUAAUUUUUUUAAGUAA